Triticum urartu is the source of this 1188-nucleotide messenger RNA. RefSeq names its product mitochondrial carrier protein CoAc2-like. The record is from RefSeq and is a predicted model, not a curated record. Gene Ontology annotation, biological process: transmembrane transport. NCBI's taxonomy places the organism in Eukaryota, Viridiplantae, Streptophyta, Magnoliopsida, Poales, Poaceae.
ACUAGUAGGGCGGAAUUCCGUGGGUCUGGAUUGGUUGGAUCGUUUCGGACAAUCUAUCGGACAGAAGGUCCCUUCGGGUUUUACAGGGGCAAUGGUGCCAGCGUUGCUAGGAUUGUUCCUUAUGCAGCUUUGCAUUACAUGGCAUACGAAGAGUAUCGCCGAUGGAUCAUUCUUGGUUUUCCUAAUGUUCAACAAGGGCCUGUUCUUGAUCUAGUGGCUGGAUCAAUAGCUGGGGGAACAGCAGUCGUGUCCACAUAUCCGCUUGAUCUGGUUCGCACGAAGUUGGCUUAUCAGCUGCAGGUCAAAGGUACAGUGAACCUCAGUUUAAGAGAAUCUAAGCCCUCCGAACAGGUUUACAAAGGGAUCCUUGAUUGUUUGAAAAUAAUAUACAGGCAAAAUGGCUUGAAAGGCCUAUACCGUGGCAUGGCUCCAUCAUUAUAUGGAAUCUUUCCUUAUUCCGGUCUUAAAUUCUAUUUCUAUGAGAAGAUGAAGACUCAUGUUCCUGAAGAGCACAGAAGAGAUAUUAUACCAAAACUUGCUUGUGGGUCAGUUGCUGGUUUGUUAGGACAGACAAUAACGUAUCCCCUUGAUGUUGUUAGGCGGCAAAUGCAGGUUCAGGCGCUCUCAUCGUCCAACCUCGUGAAGGGGAAAGAAACAUUUGGAAGCCUUGCUAUGAUAGUGAAACAUCAAGGUUGGAAGCAACUGUUUUCAGGACUAUCUAUCAACUAUUUGAAGGUUGUCCCAUCGGCAGCCCUAGGGUUUACUGUGUACGAUUCCAUGAGGGAUUGGCUUAAUGUUCCAUCUAGAGAGCAAGUGCCUGUGGUUGUCCCUGUGUUAUCAGAAGACGGAAGUGAUGCUGCCCCUGUUCACUCCAGUUAGAACUAGUUACCAUCACUGGUGGUUCAACUUCUUCACUGCCUUAGUUAAUAUUCAUAAGCAUGUAGCAUUGUAUUCUUUCUUGGAGUGGUAACCCCAAAAUUCUUACACUUGUUUAGAAUAAUACAAAUAAUAGUUCGACCUUCAAUAAGCCCAUAAGCAGCGCAGCUGCAGAUGCCAAACCUAGGCUUGUAUCAAGAGAAGUAGAAGUAGGAGUAGAAUUCCACCCCGAUCCUGUCAAAGAAAGGUAGAUUUCCUUCCUGUCAAAAAGAACAAGUAUAAUUCAUUGCAAAUUACUGAUUCUUGUGGAAA